This is a messenger RNA of Spea bombifrons (plains spadefoot toad), 6264 nucleotides long. It is a transcript of the gene BCORL1, whose product is annotated as BCL6 corepressor like 1. The coding region runs from base 204 to 4919 and encodes 1571 amino acids. The transcript has 14 exons. The record is from RefSeq and is a predicted model, not a curated record. Lineage: Eukaryota; Metazoa; Chordata; Amphibia; Anura; Pelobatidae. Gene Ontology annotation, biological process: negative regulation of transcription by RNA polymerase II. Gene Ontology annotation, cellular component: nucleus. Gene Ontology annotation, molecular function: transcription corepressor activity; protein binding.
GAACACGUCACGGCCCGGGUUUCCGUGUCUGCGAUCGCAGGGAACACCCUCGGACAAGUUGCAGUCGUUUAGGUGGGUCGGACGCCCCCUCCUCCUUUCGGUGUGUUUUCGGGGUACCGAGGAGGAAACUUUAACGUACGGCAUAAAUAAAGCCUGGGGAGCUGCAGACGUCUACAGCAGCUCCAGGGGCGCAAGCGCCUGCCAUGAUAUCGGCUGCCCCACUUUACAGUGGUGUGCACAACUGGACCAGUGCAGAUCACGUGCGCAUGUGUGGCAUCAACGAGGACAGGAGAACACCACUGUCUGAUGAGGAGUCCAAAGCCAGCAGCUCCCAGCACCUGGGGUCUGAAGAUCGUUGUGUAAGCAGUGUUCUUUCCAAGGUGGGCAAGGUGGAUUUCAUACCAGCAACUAACCAAAGUGAUGCCCUGAUGCUGCGGGAAGAUGGAGGAGCAGAGGUGGAAGCCGUACAGAAGCUAGAGGAAAAGCCACCAGAUCCCACCAUAUUUGUUUCUGAUUCAGUUGAUACCCCUGCGGUGACUCCUGAAAACUGUAUUGGUAUUUCAGUACCGGAAAAAAAGCAACUAGCCAACAUGUUGGAUAUCUCCGUUCAAGGGGCUUCAAAUGCAGAUAGUAAAAUAAUGGAAUCUGCAAGGACUCCUGCUCCAGAAAAAGCAGCUGAGGCUGACCCUACUUUUCAACCAGCCGAUGGGGAUCACUCAGUGAAGCAAAGGACUGUUCUGACUGCUGAUCUACAAAUAGCAGGUCAGCCAGUGGAGGCGUCGCGUACCGUUGUGACCUCCAGUUUUGGCACUCUGACUCCUUUUACAAUGAGCGGAAUAUGCUUCUCCGCCACUCAGGUCCCCAGUGUUCAAAAACUUCCUCUGUCUUUUCCACCUGGAGCGGUCUUGACACCGACACAGCCUCUGGUUUAUAUCCCACCCCCUAACUGUGGGCAGUCCCUCAGCGUAACUACAUUACCAACUACAUUUGGGGUGACAUCCACACUGACUCUCCCUAUGUUGCAAUCCUGUUUGCAGGAUAGAUGUCUGCCUAGCAUCAUAACACCCACAGAACUACAUUCACAAGCGUUUGCAUCUUCUGUAGCAAGACCCAUUGCAGUAGAUUCCAAAUCUACAGAGUUGACAAAACCAACCAGCACAACUUCUUCCACUCCUCCCACCAACAAUAGCAUCACAACAUCUGUAGAUGUUACAGCGAUUUCCUCCAAUGCUUCAUCCUCGGUUCUUUCUUCACAUCCAACUCUCCCGGUAGUCAUUAACCCUGUUACCCUUGCUUCCUAUACCAGGACAUCCUCUAACCUAGAAUCACAAAGCGAUGCUGCAUCUUCAUCAAUUUCUCCACUAAAGUCACCUCCACAACUUGAGAGGGAGAUAGUCUCCCCGCAGGACUCUUGUGAUAUGCCUCUUGAUCUAUCCUCUAAAUCCCACCGUCAAAAACACACCCCACCAAACCAGCGCAAAACUCCACCUAUGCCAGUGUUGACCCCGGUCCACACCAGUGGGAAAGCCUCUUUGUCUACUGUACUGUCCAGGUCUGAUUGUAGUUCUCAACGUUCUAUCCAAAACAGUUUCACCAGCAGCAGUGUUACCCAGAACAUUCGAGCAGUACCCCCGUUAGUAAUGUUUCCAGAGUUCCUCCGUAACGGAGAUCCAGGGUCAGCUCAGUUACUGGGUGCACCAGGAUCUUGGAUCAAAAAUUCAGCUGCUUUCAUUAGCACUAUCCCUGGUACUUAUGUUGGAGUGGCCAACCCAGUGCCUGCUUCUAUGUUGCUAAACAAAGACUCAAAUAUGAGCCUUAGCAAAGACUCCCGACAUCUGGCAAAACAGGAGCCAAUCUCAAUCAUUGACCAGGGAGAUCCAAAGAACUCAGGAUCAUGUAGCAAGAAAGGAACCCAGACUAGUGUGGAUGUGCAGCAGCCUACAGCUAACAGGUACCUUCAGGGUCAUGUUACUUCAGUGACCUCUUUAUGUCCUCCAAAGGACUGGUCUUUACGUGGUCAUGGGAGUGUACACCCAAAGUGUCCCUUAAAUGGGAAGCCCAGCAAUGCUCAGGUUCUGCCGGUCAGUUGGUCUCCAUACCAACAGGCCUCCCUGCUUUCCAUUGGUAUAUCAGCCACAGGAACACUUCAUUCCAACCAGGCUCCUCCUCAUAGACUUCCUAUUGGGGAAUACACUUUGUUCCCAAACAUACUUCCAGCUGAGCCCACUGCUACGCCUCAAAAGACUGUUGGUGAAACUCCAGAUGCUCAGCAGAAAAAUACUGUAGCAUCAGUUCCUGAGCACGAUUUGGUAGCUAAGGGAAGGACAUGUGAGACUGUAUCCAAGUCACGUAAAUCUAAUGCAAAUAAAGCAUUGCUUGCACCCAAACCUGCUGCAGGAAACUCUGUCUUAUAUAUUCAACCUGCAGAGCCAGCAGAAAGUGGAAAAGACAGCAUAAAAGGGGCGAAUGCAACUCUAAAGUCCCCAGACAAAGCUAACUGCAAGGAAGAAAAAAUACACCCUAAGUUUCCUUGCCCCCGGAAGUCAUUUGGUGACUCCAAACCUAAAAACAAAGUGUUGGCCACGUACAUGACAAAUGAACAGCCUUUAGUCAGUCAACAAAAAGAUUGCCUUUCUUUGUUGGAUCAGAACUGUAGUAAGAAUGGUUCAAGGCUAGAUGUGCCUCAAGAUACUUCUGCAUGUAGUAAAAAGAGCCGCAAGAAAGGACAGAAUGUAGACUCUCAACACUGUGUGCAAGAGGUAGACUUGAGUAAGGUCAAAAUUGAAAGGGUUGAUGAUGAUGAGAACUUUGGAUGUAUUUCUUCUUAUGAAAAUCCACCAUGGUCACCUGUCGACUUACCCGCAAUUUCCAAAGUCAAGACUAGAAUUAAGAAAGAGCCAGGUCUAAGAUGCCGUUCCAAGCGACUGGAAGAGGUUUCAACAAUCACACCGUUGCCUCAGAGGUCUAAAUCUAGAACGAAGCAAAGGGAUGAAGAUGUUACUAAGGCAUCCCAAGAACCUAACAGAAGAAAGUGGAGAAGACAAGCAAAAAUCACAGAAGCCGUACCUGAGAAGAAAGUAGGCAAGAUCACGGCAACUGAAAAGGAGAGCAAUCGCAUACGGCCAAAGCGAAAGAGGAGAAAAUCUAUAAAGCACGAACCCUUCGACCCGGAAUUUGACAGAGAUAUACCAGAGAAGAAACCCAAGAACAGUUUCAGAGAUUUCAUCCCGGUUGUCUUAAAAAGCAGAACCCGCAGCCAGAAAGGAAAUGUUGGUUCUUCGGACAACAUGGCUGCCUGCCCAGGGGUCUUUUCAGAAGAGGAGGAAAUGGAAGUGCCUUGUAAGAGACGGAAACCAAGGAAUAUUUAUAAAGACUGCCCAUACCGCAAAUAUACCUUGCCCAAAGAAGAACCACAGUCGAUGCCCAUCACUCCUGUCUUACGAGGGUCGUGGGAAUUGUCCAACAGAGUGAAGGACACAGGGAAGCCAUGGGCCCCGUUAGCAGUGGAGGAUGAGAAAAAUGAAGAUGGUUCUUUGGUAAGGAGGAAAAGGAGGCGACAGAAAAAUAGAAAAUACCAGAACGGCGAGUACCUGACGGAGAAAGAAGAGGAAGAGGUAUCUCAAUGUUACCGAAGAAGAAAAGCCAGAUCAGAUUUUCGGAAAAGAAAAUCCUCUCUGUCAGACAGAGAUAUCGAUCUUAAAAACAAGCUCCCUCCAUCUUCCCGGGAAUCCCAGAAACAAGGUGAAUCCAGAAACGGCCUUAACAAAAGCAGCCCAGAUGAGUCGCCUACGUCGAUGACCCAAGAUAAACCCUCGGGGAAACGCAAAUGCAAAACAAAGCAUAUCGGAGGAAGCACAGAUGAAGACGCAAAGGGCAAGGUCCGACGGACAAGUCAGUCCCCCAAGAGCAGUCCGGUCAAAUCCCCGUCUUCCAGGAAGUGUGCUGAUCCAGUCACCCCGCAGCGAUCUCGGCGUACAAGCACUCUUGGUUCCUCUGACACUCCGUCUGCUCAGCACAUCCCUCCUGAGGCCAGGAGACUAAUUGUGAACAAAAAUGCCGGAGAGACUCUGCUGCAGCGAGCCGCUCGGCUAGGAUACAAAGAUGUCGUCCUCUACUGUCUUCAGCGAGACUUGGGAGACAUCAACCACCGGGACAACGCUGGUUACACCGCACUACAUGAAGCCUGUGCACGUGGCUGGACGGAGAUACUACAGAUCCUUCUGGAUAACGGAGCCAACGUGAACUGCAGCGCGCAGGAUGGCACAAGACCCAUCCAUGAUGCAGUGGUGAAUGAUAACCUGGAGACCGUAUGGCUUCUGCUGUCCUAUGGCGCUGAUCCAACACUAGCCACCUACUCUGGACAAACGCCCAUGAAGCUGGCCAGCAGUGAGGUCAUGAGGACAUAUCUGAGUGAUUACCUCUCUGAUCUCCGGGGUCGUUCUGACGGAGAUCCACGCGCAGCUUGGGACUUCUACAGUAGUAGCAUUUUGGGUGGCAAAGAUGAAAUUGGCCAUGAUGUCCUUCUGGACUCUUCAGAGAAAAAUGAAGAGGAGGAGGGAGACAAAGAUCUGGAGGACAACUUCAUGUUUGAAUUCUCUGAUAAGCCACUCAUUUCCUGCUAUAACUUGCACGUCUCUCUCACUAGCGGGCCCGGUAAUUGGUUCCUUUUCUCUGAAGUCUUGAAGAAGCUCAAACUUUCCUCCAGAAUAUUUCAGGCUCGCUAUCCAAAAUUUGAAAUCGCUAGCAUGCAGAAGAAAGAGUUCACCAGGCAGGUGUGCACGAGUCAAAUUCUGACCGCCUCCGAAGGCAUGGACCUAUGGCCGCAGGACGUCGGGGAAAUGGUGGAGCUGGUGCGAUAUGAGCCGGAGCUGCUUCAACUGUUGGGAUCCUCGGUGGAAUUUCAGUGUGUCAACAGCUGACAAGCGACAACAACGUGUGAAGGACCCUUAAGCUGCAUCUGAGGCAAUAAAACCAGACAAAGAGGUGGCAGCCUUAACAAUGCCAGCAUUUCUGAAUGGGUGUCUUAGUUCGAUCUUUUGUUUUUCCCUCCCAUCUGCCAUUGGUACAUGUCAGCUGUUGAUUUCUCUGGGGUUGGACAACGUUGGUGGACCUGGUGGAGUUUUUUUUUAUGUUUAUCUAUUGGAGCAAUGAUGUUCCUUUACCUGGCUGCUGAAGACAAAGUAUUUAAAUGGGAAUUGUAACUUUAGGCAUGUGGCGGAGAAAAUCACAGUACAUCAUCUUCCUAAACCCAUUUACCACAUACAACUUCUCCCUAUUUACUCAUAUAAUUUGUGUUGAGUGUGUGUGUCUUUGUGACUCCCUUCGUUCAGUCAUCACAUGUUGUAAAUGUAUGUGUCUUGUCUGUACAUUAUGUGCAAAUGAAAUACCAGUUCUCCCCGAAGACAUUCUGGAUCAACUCGACCCACUCAACAUUCAGAGCAGGAUAGACAAUCAUGGAUCUUUGUCUGAAGAAACUUGAGAAUUAUAAGCUAACCACAACCAAGGAGGUCACAAAGGUUUACAAGCUCUUUCUUGUCCAUCUCGCAGACAGAAACUAUUGGAGGAAUUUGGGAAUGGAGGGACGAUAACUGCAGCUCAGUUACGAUUGUGCUGGCAGCAAAAACAAGACACAAGCCGCGCAGCUUCAAGUUUCGCAGUCUUUGACUUAAAAAGUGACUCUUCUGAUGAAAACCCUGCGCAUUUCGGUGUGCCCUUCUACUGAAUGAUGAUAUGGCGAGGCUGUUUGCUUGGACUUCCAAGGACACAAUGAUAGCCUGAGCUAGUAAGAAAAAAAAAAACCAGGUUGCAGACUAUUAAAAUACAUGCGCAGCGUUGAUCGCACAAAAAAUGAAAUGUUCAGGCAUUGCUGCCGCCACUAGAUAUGCUUCAGCUCUGCUUGUUAUGGUGGACACUGCAAAUCAUUAAGCAGCAUGGCCAGAGUGGGGAGAAGGAAUACGUGUGAAUGAGCUCAGGGUUCUUCUUCCCACCUAAUCCAAUGCUUCUUACUUUUUAUAGUAAAGUGCUAAAUUUUAAAGCAAUUUUGAGUGAAAGGAGAGUGUGAAACUGUCCAAUUCCACUAAGGAAAUUAAAUAGAUAAAAAAAAACAGCCCACAAAUGCCCUCUCUGCAGGGCAAAGCCGUGCAUUGUUCCAGAUGAAAUACACGGCACUUUAUCUUCUUUUGAACUGAAUUUUCUUCUUUUCUUUUUAUUGUAAAUGGUACAGUUUUAUUGUACGGGUGCUAAAAAUACAACAAAAAAUAUUCA